Molecule: messenger RNA, 333 nt
Organism: Cooperia oncophora
Lineage: Eukaryota; Metazoa; Nematoda; Chromadorea; Rhabditida; Trichostrongylidae
Source: the annotation of a GenBank genome assembly
AUGUUCUUUCUCGAAAUUCCCGUUGUUGAGCACUGGUAUGAAGAGCAUGAGAAAUACGAAUACGAAACUCCUGGCUGGCAGUGCGGAACGAAUUAUUUUACUCAAGUAAUUUGGAGAGAAACUGAAGAGGUCGGAAUAGGACGAGCGUUUGUAGAGCCCGAUACUGUGGAGAACCAAAAUAGGAAAACGCCUCUGAGAAGUGGCAAACUAGCAUCACCAGGCGACCAAGUAAUUGUAGCGUUCUAUCGUCCUGCUGGUAACAAUAACCGAGCAGGACAAUUUGCUGGUAAUGUGCUGAAACCGCUGCGACGAGACGAAUCAUAUACGGAAUAA